CCAAGUUCCGAAAUCUUCCAUCUGUUCAUCAGGAAUUUCUUCGUCUCACUCACACACAUCACAAAUCAGUACUAUUCAACCCUGAACAAUGAGCGAAGCAAUCGACCCUAACGCAUGGAGCCUCCCCUUCCUCCAACCAAAACCCUCCAUCGACCCCCCUACCCCUUCAUCCUCCCCACCAAUCCCUCAAACUCUCAAAAAGACCGCAUAAUAAUCAUCACAGGAGCCAGCCUCGGUCUCGGAGAAGCAGCAGCCAAAGUCUGGGCUCGAGCAGAAGCAAAAGGCAUUGCGAUUGCAGCUCGCAACCUCGACGCGCUCAACAAGCUUGCCGAGGAGUUGAAAAUCAUCAGUCCGUCAACGAAGGUGCUUGCUGUCAAGACUGAUGUUUCUGAUGAGGAGGAUGUGAAGAAUUUGUUUGUGGAGAUUCAGAAGACGUUUGGGCGGGCAGCUGAUGUUUUGCUGAAUAAUGCUGCGAUUUUGGAGGAUAGUGAGAUUGUUGAUACGUCUGUUGAUAAGUGGUGGAAGACCAUGGAAAUCAACCUCAAAGGCGUCUACAGCAUGACGCACCACUUCAUCAACUAUCAACCAAAUCCCAAAGAAUCAACUGCAACAGUCAUCAACGUCUGUUCCGGCCGAGCAGGUUUCACCACUGCAGCCGGAUCCGCCUACAACAUCAGCAAACUAGCCCAACAGCGCUUCACCGAGCAUCUUCAAAUUGAACUCCCCAACCUCCGAGUUUUCACCACCAUGCCAGGCAUAGUCCCUACAGCCAUGCAACAAGAAGCAUUCCGCCCAUUCGCCAAAGACCACGCUGAUCUCACGGGCAUGCAGGCAUUGUAUCUCGUGCAGCCGAGAGCGGAUUUCCUGAAGGGGAGUAUGGUAUGUGUGAAUUGGGAUGUGGAAGAGCUGGAGGAGCACAAGGAAGAGAUUUUGCAGAAGAAGGCGUUGAUGACGGGUUGGAUGCAGGUUUUGCCGCUGUGUGGUGGGAAGGGACUUGGUGCUUAA
This is a messenger RNA of Cadophora gregata, 1005 nucleotides long. RefSeq lists its product as uncharacterized. The transcript is spliced from 4 exons. Gene Ontology annotation, molecular function: oxidoreductase activity. The record is from RefSeq and is a predicted model, not a curated record. NCBI's taxonomy places the organism in Eukaryota, Fungi, Ascomycota, Leotiomycetes, Helotiales, Ploettnerulaceae. Bases 115 to 1005 code for a protein of 296 amino acids. Gene Ontology annotation, cellular component: cytosol.